This is a messenger RNA of Volvox carteri f. nagariensis, 654 nucleotides long. RefSeq lists its product as uncharacterized. Lineage: Eukaryota; Viridiplantae; Chlorophyta; Chlorophyceae; Chlamydomonadales; Volvocaceae. The record is from RefSeq and is a predicted model, not a curated record. The transcript is spliced from 7 exons. The coding region runs from base 1 to 654 and encodes 217 amino acids.
AUGACUGUUGACCUUUAUUAUGAUCGGCAAGAUAUAUCCUUUCAAGGGAUUAAGCUGACAGCAGCUAACUAUACAUUUUGUUAUACGAAGAGGUUCUUGCUUGUUUUCGCGCUGCUACAGCAAGAUCCGUGCGGUGGACGCCUUGCAGUGAAUGUUGAGCGGGAAUGUGCUGACAGCCACGAGCUUGCGCGCCAAAGCCCUCCUCUCCAAGCCCAGCCUCCACAGUCCAUGUGUCGACCCCCGUUCUUAGCAUCCGGUGCAACCUGCAGGUGUGCCAACUGUGAUGGUGGGCACCCCAUCCACUGCCUCCACAUAGUGCCAGGCUGGGAAGCCGCUCCAGUGCGAGCUGCUGGCGCCCAUGCAUCACCCUCGCCGAUCACGCAGUCACUGUUGUCGUGCUGGACGGGCCAUAGCUUACGCUUACAUUAUUUACGCUCGUUUUGGAUGACAGGGUCAAUGGAGUCGGAGUCCGUGUUCACCGCUGGCAGCUGCACCAUCGCCGUCUCAGGUGCAGUGCACGGCCCGCUGGCCCCGCUGGCCCUACUUUUCACGAGUCGAGUUGGUGGAGUCGAGGUCAAGCAAGCGCUUUGUGGACAGCUCGAAUUCACAGAUGAAGUGGGCUCUAAGGAUUCCUGUGAAGUGGAGAUGAAGUGA